Molecule: messenger RNA, 1614 nt
Organism: Rangifer tarandus platyrhynchus (Svalbard reindeer)
Lineage: Eukaryota; Metazoa; Chordata; Mammalia; Artiodactyla; Cervidae
Source: the annotation of a GenBank genome assembly
AUGGACGGAAUUGUCACUGAGGUUGCAGUUGGCGUAAAGAGAGGAUCUGACGAACUACUCUCAGGCAGUGUUCUCAGUAGUCCGAACUCUAACAUGACCAGCAUGGUGGUUACAGCCAAUGGUAAUGAUAGUAAAAAAUUCAAAGGAGAAGAUAAAAUGGAUGGUGCUCCUUCUCGUGUACUUCAUAUUCGAAAAUUGCCUGGUGAAGUGACAGAAACUGAAGUUAUUGCUUUAGGCUUACCUUUUGGUAAGGUGACCAACAUCCUUAUGCUGAAAGGAAAAAAUCAGGCAUUUUUGGAACUAGCAACAGAGGAAGCAGCUAUUACCAUGGUUAAUUACUAUUCUGCUGUGACACCUCACCUUCGUAACCAACCGAUUUAUAUCCAGUACUCCAAUCACAAAGAACUAAAAACAGAUAAUACAUUAAACCAACGUGCUCAAGCAGUUCUUCAGGCUGUGACUGCUGUCCAGACAGCAAACACUCCUCUUAGUGGCACCACAGUCAGUGAGAGCGCAGUGACUCCAGCCCAGAGUCCAGUGCUCAGAAUAAUUAUUGACAAUAUGUAUUAUCCUGUAACGCUUGAUGUUCUUCACCAAAUAUUUUCUAAGUUUGGUGCUGUAUUGAAGAUAAUCACAUUUACAAAAAAUAACCAGUUUCAAGCUCUUCUCCAGUAUGGCGAUCCAGUAAACGCUCAGCAAGCAAAACUAGCCCUAGAUGGUCAGAAUAUUUAUAAUGCUUGCUGUACCCUAAGGAUUGAUUUUUCCAAACUUGUGAAUUUGAAUGUAAAAUACAACAAUGAUAAAAGUAGGGAUUAUACUCGACCUGAUCUUCCAUCUGGGGAUGGACAACCUGCAUUGGACCCAGCUAUAGCUGCAGCGUUUGCCAAGGAGACUUCUCUCUUAGGGCUUCCUGUUGCAGCUGUUCCAGGAGCUCUGAGUCCUUUGGCUAUUCCAAACGCUGCUGCAGCAGCUGCCGCAGCUGCUGCUGGCCGAGUGGGUAUGCCUGGAGUCUCAGCUGGUGGCAACACAGUCCUGUUGGUUAGCAAUUUAAAUGAAGAGAUGGUUACGCCCCAAAGUCUGUUUACCCUCUUCGGUGUUUAUGGAGAUGUGCAGCGUGUGAAGAUUUUGUACAAUAAGAAAGACAGUGCUCUAAUACAGAUGGCUGAUGGAAACCAGUCACAACUGGCCAUGAAUCAUCUUAAUGGACAGAAGAUGUAUGGAAAAAUUAUUCGUGUUACUCUGUCUAAACAUCAGACUGUACAACUACCUCGAGAGGGACUUGAUGAUCAAGGGCUAACAAAAGAUUUUGGUAAUUCCCCAUUGCAUCGUUUUAAGAAACCUGGAUCCAAAAAUUUUCAGAAUAUUUUCCCUCCUUCUGCAACCCUUCACCUAUCCAAUAUCCCUCCUUCAGUAGCAGAAGAAGAUCUCCGAACACUGUUUGCUAACACUGGGGGCACUGUGAAAGCAUUUAAGUUUUUUCAAAGAGAUCACAAAAUGGCUCUUCUUCAGAUGGCAACAGUGGAAGAAGCUAUUCAGGCCUUGAUUGAUCUUCAUAAUUAUAACCUUGGUGAAAACCAUCAUCUGAGAGUGUCUUUCUCCAAGUCAACAAUUUAA